ACCAGCAGAAUUACUUCUUGAAACGGACCCGAGUAGAGCGAGGAACGUCGCUUGACGACCAGGUCUCGCACUUGUUCCAUCCGCAAGACGCUGUACCCUUUGGUUUGCGGAUUAUCCUGACGCGCAUUACGGUCUUUAGUCUACCUCCACGACCUAGCAGCUGACACCGCUGUAUUGACGAUCUAUGGUCACGCCUUAGGCUAGAUAGCUCUUUAUGGGUUGUGCAGGCUCGCGUUCGGCUGACAAAUCGUCGAAUAACGAGAAACCCAAAGUCCCCUCUAGGCCGUCCAAGACGUCCUCCUCCUCUCCCACUCGUGAGCGCUCAAAGUCUUCCAACAAAAUCAACAAAUCUUCGAGCAAAUCUUCGAGCAAAUCUUCGAGCAACCCUUUUAGCAAGUCCUCCAAGCCCGCUCCCCGCCGCCCCUCCCUCACUAUUCCCUCCUCGGACGCCGCGCCACCGCUAAGACCAGGAGGCGAUUUCUACAGUCGUGACGAGGCGAAUCUAACUCCACCCACUGAGUUCACUUAUGCGGAGCUUGCAGCUGCCACGGAUCGGUUCAGUGAGGCGAAUCUGCUGGGGGAGGGCGGGUUUGGGAGGGUGUACCGCGGGGUGGUUGAGGAGGAGGCGCCAGAUGGCAGCACGGUGCAGCGCCACGUGGCAGUGAAGCAGCUGAAUGAUGAGGGACUGCAGGGAUUCAACGAAUGGCUGACAGAGGUAGUAUUCCUGCGUCGGCUGCGGCACCCCCACCUGGUGCAGUUCGUGGGGUACUGCGUGCAGCAGGAAAACGGCCUCCUGGUGUACGAGCUCAUGGCCAAUGCGUCCCUAGACUACCACCUCUUCGACGACAGCCGGCCGCCCCUUACCUGGCAGCAGCGGGUGAACGUGGCUCUGGGAGCAGCCAAGGGGCUGGCGUACCUGCAUGAGGGGACGGAGCGGCAGGUCAUUUUCAGAGAUCUGAAAGCGGGCAACAUACUGCUGGACGAGGAUUUCAACGCCAAGCUCUCUGACUUCGGUCUGGCCAAGGAUGGGCCCGCAGGGGCGGACACCCACGUGUCCACCAAGGUGGUGGGGACGUAUGGCUACACUGCUCCUGAGUACAUGCAGACAGGCCACCUGACAGCCAAGAGCGACGUGUAUGCUUUCGGAGUGGUGCUCUUAGAGCUGCUCUCGGGGCGGCGAGCUGUGGAUGUGGACCGGCCAGGCGAUGAAAAGAACCUCGUGUUCUGGGCCAAGCCGUUUCUGGCAGACCGGCGGAAGGUAGCUCAACUCAUGGACCCCCGCUUGCAGGGGCGGUACUCGCACAAGGGCGCGCUGAAACUCGCUGUUGCGGCGCACUGCUGCCUGCUGGACGUGAAAUCUCGGCCGUCGAUGGCCGAUAUGGUGCAGACUUUGACGGCUCUGAUGGAGAUGGGGGAGAGUGAGACUCCCAGAACGCCUAGGACGCCACGGACACCUAGAACACCGAAACCAGCGGUCAAUGCGGCUGCUGGUGCUGCUGCUGCUGCUGCUGCUGAUGCACCAAUAGCAUUCAGAACACUCUCCAGUGUCAAUGCUGGUGGUGGUAGUGCAAGGACGGAUGCAGGUGUGGCGGCUGCUGCUGCUGCUGCUUGUUCUGCCGGUGCGGGGUGCUAAUGGUCCUGCUGGUAGUGUGUCUGCUGCUGCUGCUGCAGCUGGUGGUGGCCAAACUGCUGAUGCUAGUGCUACCGAAGGUGCAGAAGGAGCCUUGCAUGAAGCACACAUACCCAUUACCUGUCAAACAUGUUUAGUUAUCAUGCUUGUAUAGACUGUAUAGGGUCAUCUUCUAGAGAGUACAACAGUUAGGUAUAUGUUUGUGUACUCUCUCUCUCUAUUCAUCAA
Messenger RNA from Closterium sp. NIES-67, 1858 nucleotides. Lineage: Eukaryota; Viridiplantae; Streptophyta; Zygnematophyceae; Desmidiales; Closteriaceae. The record is from the annotation of a GenBank genome assembly.